GGUUGUAGAUGGUUUGGAGGACAGAUAAUCUUCUGGCAUGGGAUAUACUCUUAACUAGCUAUUUUUCUCAAAAUGGGGGGGGGGCAGUGUUGAAGAUUUGGGCAGGUUAGACCAAUUUAAGAAAAUCUUCAAAUAAAAAAAGCUUCUGUCUCCAACUUAAGCCUUAUGUUAGAAAUACGUUUCCAGAAAACAAAUGUCAGAGAGUAGGCACUCAUGCUAAAAGCUAGAUGCUUUUGAUCCAAACUUAGGAACCCCUUCCUACCUUUCCUGGAAAGGACUGCUACAUGGGUUGCAAAUAUGAAUGAUCGAUUCAUUUUCUGCCCAGAUAUGAAAAUCUAUUCAUAACAAAAUUCUUCUGUUUGGGCAGAGGAAAUGGUCACUGGAAAGAACAAACAAAAAGCCGGCCAGGAAUCCAUAAAGCGCCAUUGUUCCAUGAUGUUCUCUACCAAGACAGCAGCAUUGUGUGUUAGGCUACAUACAAUUGUGUGCCACACGGUUUAAGCUCAGUGCUCAGUGUCGGUUAAGCUGGGUAGGAGAUCCUCGUGGAGUUUAGCAGACCCUGCUGAAUGACCCUGUCGGAUGCUGGCAGUCGGGGCCAGGUUCGCCUUAGUGAAGUGAGCUCCAUGAGCUAAGGCUGCAGUGCCCGGCUGGACUAGACAUUUGCAAAGAGACAGCAGGGACUGGCUGACAGUGCCAAUUCUAAAAAGACCCUUUUGAGCAGAAUGACAAGCUGCUACAGGACUCCAGCAACAUCCUCACUCCUAAGCAGGCAAAGAAGAUGAGCAGGUUAGCAAACAAACCCUGAUCCACCUGAUCCACUCCUGCUUUUUGAUUUACAGGAAAAAAAAAAGUGUUUGGUAACUCCAGCUGCCUGAACAGAAAUGACUUUCUGAGCAGCAGAAGCCCUGACUGGAAAAAGGCUCUGGGGGUCACGGCGGGAAGGAGGGCUGCCAGGCCUCAGGCUUGUGUGUGAAGGGCCCAUAUGGAAUAACAACGGUAUAAGCACUGCACCCGGAAAUAGCAAGAGCAUGUUCAGAAGACAGUUACCGUGUAUGGACAGAGGGAACUUUGUUUACCUUCUUAGUGAAAAGCUCAUUUUAAGGAUUUAAGAUUUGCUGAAAACCCAGUUUUUUUCCCCACUUGUUUUCAAAGGAGGAAUCUCCUUUAAAUACAGUACAUGAAAAAUGACAAUAUCCCUAUUGUCAGGGAUAUAUAUAGAGAAUAUAUAUAUAUAUAUAUCAUAUACAGAGAAUAAAUCUGCAAACCAUAUUCCAUAGGAAAAGGGAAAUGAGGCUCCAGACAUGGAUUAUUAGGCAAUGGGGAUGUUUUUCUCUACGUUUUAACAUACUUUCCAGGCUUAGAACCAUGGGCCGUGGCUGUGCCUGUUCUCUGUUCUGCAUGAACACUGGUGGGCGUGCAGGUGCCCAUCCUGGGACCAAGUUCUGCGUUUUCACCCCUGCUGCCAUCGCUGCCACUUCCAUGCCAAAUGUCAACUGUGAGAGGCGAACACUGGCCCAUUCUUUAUUGAAGGAGAAAGUAUGUAAAAAGAAAGAACUGGGUAAAGCCUGUGGGUACAAGCUACAAAGCCCUUUUUUGCUUCUUAAGAGAUUUCCUCUAUCCUUCUAUUUCUAAAGCUUUUCUAAGUUGGAAAUUUUCAAAUGUGAGAUAGCGUUAGAUCCAGGCCAAAAGAGGGUUUUGUAAAACACUGAAUGAUGAUCAGAGAAAGGAAUAAUGAGCCUUGUUAAAAGCACAUUCAGAAGGAUGCCAAAAUAGACUAGAGCCUCGUAUAAACAGCGUGGAUUGCAGUAACAGGCCUCCCUGUGAGUGGAGAGUCUUAUUCCCAACUCUCUUUGCCUACCUUAUGCUCACCCCACGGUUAUAUAACCUUUAGAAUGGAAUCUGGAAAUUCUUCUGACCCUGCCCUGCUUGCUUAUAGAGCAGAGCCAGUGGCUGGCAGGGGUACAAUCUAAUAGGCAAAACUGGAAACACACAAAUUCAGUCCUCUUGUCUUAGCCCAGAGACUGUGCAGGCAAGGAAAGAAAGACUGCCCCUGUCUCUCUCCUCCCCUCCUCUGGCCUAAGUUUACGCUGACUUCACCCAACAGGCACCUGACCCUCCCAGAUGAGCUGGGAGGGGCUAAAGCGCUAUGCACGGCCAUGGUAGGGGUGGAGGUGCAGGCAGAAAACAAUAUUUAAGAUGCUGAGUUUGUCGAGCAUUCAGUCUUGGGAAGGAAGGCUAUAGGAUACCCAAUUAAGCUGCGCGUUCAGAAACUCAAGUUUUGAGAAAGGCUAAGAAAGAGCAAGGGGAGAGGAACAACAAAGUGCUAAGUCCACCAAGAGCGAAAGGGCUAGGUUCUAAUUUGCCGCAGCUCUGCACGCCUCAGCUGGACACAGCCAGAUUGCCCCAGAGGAAGAGCCUUCCUCAACCAGGCCCACGAAAGAUGCUGAAAGAGACUCUCUCGGCCGUGGCCUGGCUCUGCAUUUUCACUGUGGCCUUUGUCAGCCACCCAGUGUGGCCACAGAAGCCCCCUAAGCGCAAGACACCUGUAGAGCGCACCGUGGCCGGCUGCUGUGAGGAGGCGAAGGAGCUCAGGGCCCAAAUUGCCAACCUAAGCAGCCUGCUGAGCGACCUGAGCAGGAAGCAGGAAAGGGACUGGGUCAGCGUGGUCAUGCAGGUGAUGGAGCUGGAGAGCAAUUCCAAGCGCAUGGAGUCGCGGCUCACAGAGGCCGAGAGCAAGUACUCCGAGAUGAACAAUCAGAUGGGCAUCAUGCAGCUGCAGGCAGCGCAGACUGUCACCCAGACCUUGGCAGAUGCCAUCUACGACUGCUCGUCUCUCUACCAGAAGAACUACCGCAUCUCUGGAGUGUAUAAGCUUCCUCCCGAUGACUUCCUGGGCAGCCCUGAGCUGGAGGUGUUCUGUGACAUGGAGACUUCAGGUGGUGGCUGGACCACCAUUCAGAGAAGAAAGAGUGGCCUUGUCUCCUUCUACCGGGACUGGAAGCAGUACAAGCAGGGCUUUGGCAGCAUCAGUGGGGACUUCUGGCUGGGGAACGACCACAUCCACCGGCUCUCCAGGCGGCCAACCCGGCUACGUGUGGAGAUGGAGGACUGGGAGGGCAACAUGCGCUACGCUGAGUACAGCCACUUUGUUUUGGGCAAUGAACGGAACAGCUACCGCCUCUUCCUGGGGAACUACAGCGGCAACGUGGGGAACGAUGCCCUUGUCUAUCACAACAACACAGCCUUCAGCACCAAGGACAAGGACAAUGACAACUGCUUAGACAAGUGUGCCCAGCUCCGGAAAGGUGGAUACUGGUACAACUGCUGCACAGACUCCAACCUCAAUGGUGUUUACUACCGCCUUGGGGAGCACAGCAAGCACCUGGACGGCAUCACCUGGUACGGCUGGCAUGGGUCUAGCUACUCCCUCAAACGAGUGGAGAUGAAAAUCCGCCCAGAAGACUUCCAGCCGUAAAAAGAAGCCUGCUCUGGAGCAGGGCUGGAGAAGUGGAGACAAACGGAGGCUGGGAAAAGGCAGAGGAGGAGAGGAAGGGAGUAUAAAAAGGGCAGAGACAGAAAAUGGCCGAUCAUCUUCAGUGAGAGAGUAAGUCUCUUAGGAGAACCAAAAAAUCUAUGUACUGAGGAUGUUACAGUAAAUGGGAGGAAGUAUUUAAUUAAACACAGUGGGUCCAGACACAGACUUCUCAGGGGGCUGGCCUGAGUGGGCUGUCUGCCUGUGAUCCCUGACAUAGCAGCAGCUUCUUUUCCACAUGAUUUUUCUGUGAAAGAAAAAUAAUUGUGAGUUCACUUUAAGCAUUUUCCUUAAGGCCUAGGUUACGUGAGGGCAGAAAAUAAAUGCCUUUGCUGAAAAGGACCGGAUUAUUUUGAUUCUCUUGGGUGUUAGAGAAAGGAGUGAAGAGGGUGGUGGAGGAGAGGAGUUUCUGCUUUUAAAUCCAAUGAAAUUAUCUUCAGUCUACACAAUUUUUUUUUUAAAGACAAAAAUUUUUCUGCUGGAGGUGAACGGACCCAGGCUGGAAUUGACUGGAGGAAACUCCAGGGCUCUGGGCCUUGCAAUUGGCCUCUGAGCACCUCCCCUGCUCGGCCUCGGUCAGGGCCCAGCACUGAGAGGCAGGAAGUGGGUCCAGUGGUGGCAGGAGCUCCAGUGGGAGGGGAAGAUAAGUCCCUGUGGACGCUUGCAAAAAACUGCCUUAAAAUCUUCACAGUCAAUACAGAUUUGUCUAUUUUUAUUUACUUUGUAAGAAAAGGGCUCAAAGAGCUUCCUCUUUUAUCUCAUCUAUAAAAAAAUGGCUGAAACAGGAAGUUAAAUGGCACUAUGGUUAAGAAAUAAUUCACGCUGUAUAUAAGCAUUUUGCUUUGUAGAAAUACAACAUUGUAGUUCGUUUUAAACAUUCAAAGUUUUUUCUUCCUUCUACAAUAAACUCUUUUAAACCUCGUUUCUCUUAAAAUUAUUACUAUUACCACUGAGAGCAUGGUGGAAAGUUUUAAGUGAAAAAUCAGAGAGUGAGCCGUGAGAAAGAGACUCUGAGUGUGUUGCAGUCUUCAGGGAAACCAAGGGAGGAGCAGGAAGCCAAAGACGAAAAAGCGAGGGACAAAAAGCGCAGCAGCAUACACUGGAAGAGGUCAGACUCUGUCUGACCUCCACCCAACCACCACAGAGGCCAGUGCCACCCCUGGCUUCAAAACACUUUGCAAACCAACACUCCUACUUUCUACUUGAGCAAACUUACAUAUACGCAGAGGGAAAAGAAACAUCUUUAGUCAUAACAGAUGUCAAAUAAGUUUGACCUUCAGGAAGCAAUUUUUCCUUGUAAAAAAGAACCAUUCACUUGAACUAGUCAGUGUAAGGUAAGCAUAAUUCUCGAACUCACUAUUUUCUACUGUACCUAUAGUCCUUUGAUUGUUGGGAACCUACUUAACCUUAAAAACAAGACCCUCAGGAUUUUCAAAGAAGUAAAGUGAGUAGAGAAGAAGUACACUGGAAUAGGUCUUCCCAUGGGACAGGCAGUCAGACAGAAACUUCCUAAGGCAGGCAGGGGAUCUGAGAUGUUCGUGGGCCAGCACAGUACUGCUUGGAGAGAGGAGAAAAAGACUGGGGGUUAGGAGAUGAAGAGAAGGAAGAGCACAAGAUGCCUAGGGCAGAAGUAGCUUAUAAUUUUCUCUUAUCAGCUAUACACCCCACAACUAAAGAAAAUUGAGGCUCUAGGCAACAAAAGCUAAAAUAAAUUAAGUGGGACUACCUCAAACUAAAAAGCUUCUGCACAGCAAAAGAAAACAAUCAAUAAAUUGAAAAGACAA
Aethalodelphis obliquidens (Pacific white-sided dolphin) is the source of this 5316-nucleotide messenger RNA. RefSeq names its product angiopoietin like 7 (gene ANGPTL7). The coding region runs from base 2441 to 3475 and encodes 344 amino acids. The record is from RefSeq and is a predicted model, not a curated record. The transcript has 5 exons. Lineage: Eukaryota; Metazoa; Chordata; Mammalia; Artiodactyla; Delphinidae. Gene Ontology annotation, biological process: blood coagulation.